Cheilinus undulatus (humphead wrasse) is the source of this 3939-nucleotide messenger RNA. Its product is annotated as rho-related GTP-binding protein RhoA-C. Gene Ontology annotation, biological process: cell migration; small GTPase-mediated signal transduction; stress fiber assembly. Bases 47 to 628 code for a protein of 193 amino acids. NCBI's taxonomy places the organism in Eukaryota, Metazoa, Chordata, Actinopteri, Labriformes, Labridae. Gene Ontology annotation, molecular function: GTP binding; GTPase activity. The record is from RefSeq and is a predicted model, not a curated record. Gene Ontology annotation, cellular component: cleavage furrow; dendritic spine. The transcript has 5 exons.
AUCGGGGGGCGGGACUGUGAGGUCCAACAGGAAAAACUAAAGAAAGAUGGCUGCGAUCAGAAAGAAACUUGUGAUAGUUGGUGAUGGAGCCUGUGGAAAAACCUGCCUCCUCAUAGUGUUCAGCAAAGACCAGUUCCCUGAAGUUUAUGUACCCACAGUGUUUGAAAACUAUGUGGCAGAUAUUGAGGUGGAUGGUAAACAGGUGGAGCUGGCUCUUUGGGACACAGCAGGUCAGGAAGACUAUGACAGAUUGAGGCCUCUCUCCUAUCCUGACACAGACGUCAUCCUCAUGUGUUUCUCCAUCGACAGCCCCGACAGUUUGGAGAACAUUCCAGAGAAGUGGACUCCUGAAGUGAAACACUUUUGCCCCAGUGUGCCCAUAAUCCUUGUGGGAAACAAGAAAGACCUGCGCAAUGAUGAGCACACACGUCGAGAGUUGGCUAAGAUGAAGCAGGAACCUGUGAAGUGUGAGGAGGCGAGGGACAUGGCAAACCGGAUCAAUGCGUUCGGUUACCUGGAGUGUUCAGCCAAGACGAAGGAUGGCGUGAGAGAGGUGUUUGAAAUGGCCACCAGGGCGGCGCUAGAGAUCAAGAGACGGGGCAAGAAGGGCGGCUGCAUUGUGCUUUAGAGUAUCAGCUCACUCAGGGUUACAUGGGAAGGGCAUUCAGGGGAUGUGGGAGAAAAAUCAAACCAGGCCAAAGGGACAAAACGAGGGUCAACUGAUAAAAAAAAUUAAGGGACGCUGAAGUCCAAGGUUACAGUUUUUAGCUUUCAAUUAAAAAUACUGUAAUCGUGCGUUUUGGGACCCCAAAUUUGGAGAAUGUGAGAAGAGGGACAUAUGUUUUUUUAAAAAGUGCACGAAUAGAAGAGUACUGUAAGGUUUUCCAGUUCUGCUAGGGGACUGUUGGGGUCUCUGAUGGUUUGUUUAAAGCUGUUUUUACACAUGCACUCCUGAAAGUUUCCAGAAAGUUCAGAUAGACACCCCCUGUGCACCUUAUGGCAGGGGUCUACCUCUGUCAGGAGGGGAGGGUGUGUUUAGAUGCAUCUUAAGAAAAAAAAAAUGAAAAAGGCAGACAAAGCCACAAAGUGUGAUGCCAAGAAGACAGUUUUUGGUUUUAUAACAAGUGUAGGGAGGGUCCUAACAGCCUGCAAGCAAUGCAGCUAACCAUUUUUACCUGUUUCCACUUUCCUCUCUAUCACUUGUGUUUACUUACAUGAGGAACAAGGUAAAGGGAAAUAUCUGAGAGGAAAAUUUCCUUUAUUUUCUUUCACUUUUGUUGCUCAGCAGAGCUUAUGGCUUUGUUUCACUGAGCAGAUAUAGUAGUGCGUUAAAGAUAUUGACAUCUAUGACUGGAAUACUCUGUCUUGUGUUAAAGCAGAGGCAAGGAACUCCACUGUCUGGUCCAACCUUCAAAAUAAAAGCAUGCAAUCAUGCUGUUAGAGGGGAAAACAAAACUUAGUCUCAGAGAGCAGAGAAUUAAAGCUGAGGGAUUUAAAAAGAAUACUGAAUUACAAUUUUUUGACUUUUACUGCAGUGUCAUGAUUUGUGGUAUUAAAGAGGGAAAUGUUUACAUUAUUACUCUCUUUUUAUUGAUAAAUGAUUACUGAAGAAACAGGAUUGAUGAAUAUGAUUUUUAGCAGUUUUUGCACAAAGAUAUUUAAUUUUUUACAUCUGUGUGAAAAUGUGCAUCUCUGCUGCAGUAUAUUGAAAUCAAAAAGGUAUUUUAAAAGGAUCUUUAACCCACAUUUCACCUCAAAGAGUCAUUGCACCUGCUGUGAUUUGAUAAUUGCAGAGGGUGAUAUUGCAAAUUCAAUACAAUUUCGAUUUACUGGUCAUUCCUUCAGAGAAUUGAAUAUUUACUUGAUGCAGUUUGGACAUAGAUCAUCUGACAUGCUGUCAGAAGGAUGAGGAUAUGAUGUAAAAGAGCAAUGCAGAAAUGACAAAGCUACAGUCUUUUGCUACAUUGAUAAUCUGUGCCUUUAUAUCAAGCUACAUGUAGUUUGACGUAUUCAUCAAAAGAGUGGAGAAGGACAUUUGGGUGAAUAUAAAACAUAAUUAAGCAGUUUCAUUCUGUGCACGCUGAUCGCAGGAUCUAGACAUCAUCAACCCUUUCUGCUUGUUUGUGAGGAGUUUUCCUGAAUAUUCCCUGUUGUGAUCGAGCAUCAGUUUAACUUCACGCAGAAAAUAUACUAGAGGGUUGAUGGGAAAAAGUCAGGGUGGAGAUUCCACCAUUCGUCUGUCUAUCUUGAAAGUUUCAGGAGUUUUGUGCAUGUGUAAAGCUCUAAUGGAGACCACGUCCAGCAGAAGGCUUCAGUGCCUGACCGCCUGUUGGAGGACUUCCAUAGCUUGCAGUGACUGUUUCUUUUUUUCUUUUACGCUAUCAUUCUGCAAGUAUUCCUUUCUCCUUUACUCCUAAAACACAAACCAUAAAAAUGUACAUUGGCUUGAUGCAACAAUUUUGGAAAGUUUGGCAUUAUUGAGCUUAAAUACACAAUGGUGAUGAGACCAACUUAUUUGAGUGUUUAGAUGAGAUUGUUACUGAAUGAAACCGUCUGAAAACAUUGGCGUUAUGUGGACUGUGAUGUACUCUCUUUGGAAAGUUACUGUACAUUCUCAAAUAGAAGUGAGGCCUGAUUUACAUUAAAUGCAAAAGGACCAGCUCCCUCUGAGGCACCAGCUAUGUGGAAGUUCAGUCUGGUUUGUUCUAACUAAUGUUUUAAAGGUGCAGCAGCAGAGACGUUAAUGUUAGCUGAAGUUUCACCUUAACUCAUACAGCUACCUUCUGCUAGUCCUGGGUAAAAUCUGGUCAUGUCAUGGUGCUGUAAAGAUGGGAUAAUUUGCAGGAUGAAGAGGAGCAGAAGGUUUUUAGAGGCUGUUUGGUGUCAGCAGAGUUGAUGACGUCCCUCAAACAUGAAGGAUGAUUUUUUUUUUUUUUUUACUCCUACUGUAUGUUUAGUAACUGAGUACUGUUGUAUUAUCUCAUGCUUUAGUUGAAGAUUUUACCUCUGCAUGUCACUCAUGUUAAUUUACCCCAGCUGUAAAUAUUUUUUGGCUGCUUUUUACCACCUCAUCAAUAUUUUUGUUCCUUCUGGUGAGUUAACAAAAUUCUGCAGAGAUUAUUUUAAGCAUUAGGCUGUUCUUGAGUUCGGUUUAGAAACAUGCAGAAGUGGCAGUAACGCCACACUAGGGAUCAUUUUUACCACGGGCCUGGCAUUGGGCAAUGACAAGCAAUCCGCCUGGGCCUCGUCCUCUAAGGGGGUUUCAGAAUUAGUCAUUAAGAUCUGUUCAGACUGAAGACUCGCGACAUGAUUUUUUUAGAAUGUCUGAUGACUGAAACCACCCCGAUCCCUGCAGCAAUAUUUAGAUUUAGUUUGGAUGUCAGGCUCUACUAGUUAAGAUAGUGCUUUUGUGUCUGUGGUGCAUUCAAACCAUGACAUAAGGAAGCUAAAACUAAGUAGUUUACUCACAGGUUUCCACAUAGCUGGUGCAACAGGCCACAGCUUAAUGUCUACAGGGUCCUAUCAGAGGGAAGUCUUUAUCUCAGUGUGUUUUGUUAAAAGAAUACUCCAUGAUUACUGAUCUACUCGUGUUUUAAUCUCAUCCUCAUGCAACACUUCCUCCAUUUUUACCUGUUGCCUUGAAAUCUUCAGUGUGGUGUUCAUUUUCUCAGCACUGUUUCCAUCACAGCUGUGUCAGAGUUUCUUAUUUAUAACAUAAAUACUGUUUUCAGUUAUUUAUCGUUCUACCCAGUUGAAUUUAGCAGGUUUUAGUCGAUAUGAAUACAGUAUUUUCCAGGCGUUUAUUUUGAGAUUUUUGCCUUUUAGUCAUUCUCUGUUACAUUUUUAUAAUUGACCUUUCUGCUUUGUUUUUCAUGAGCUUAAGUUUGGGCUCCAAAAAUCAGUCAGACAUCACAAAGGGAGAGAGCAGAGCAGACGAUG